AUGGGGUUAAAAUGUGUGAGGGCGUGGCUGUUGUUGAUUUCAAUGUUGAUUUCUUUACAAGGAUUGAGGAUGGAGGGGUGUUUGAAGCAAGAAAGAUCUGCUCUCUUGCAACUUAAACAUUUCUUCAAUGAUCCUAACCGUCUUCAAAAUUGGGUUGAGGGACAUGGAAAUUUAGACUGUUGUGACUGGGAAAGUGUUGGUUGCAAUUUCAGAACGGGCAGAGUGAUCUUUCUUGAUCUUGGCUCUACAAGAAAUCAGGAAUUAGGGGAGUGGUAUCUAAAUGUUUCUUUGCUUUCUUCCUUCCAAGAAUUGGAGAUACUUUACUUAAAUGGCAAUCUCAUAGCUGGUUGCAUUGAGAAUGAAGUUUCAGGGUUGAGUAACUUGGAGUAUCUGUGGUUAACCGGUAACAUGUUCAAUAAUAGCAUAUUAUCAUAUGUGUCUACUCUCUCAUCAUUAAAACAACUAAAUUUGACUAACAUCGGAUUGAAAGGCACUGUUGAUCUUCAAGAAUUGGACUCUUUGAGCAACUUAGAGGAGUUGACCAUGGGCGGAAAUGAGAUUAAAAAAAUUGUAAUUUCCAAAGGUGAAACGAGUUUGAGGAACUUGACUCGGCUUUAUCUACACAAUAUGAGUAUUAGUGAUGGAAGCAGUCUCUUACAGACAUUAGGCUCAUUCCCAUCCCUAAAGAAUGUUGAAUUCUACUACAACUUCUUUAGUGGAGCAGUUAAUACUUAUGAGUUGAAUAAUUUUACCAAUGUUAGAGAAUUUCAGUUAUAUGAUUCAACUCUCCAUAUAAGCUUUCUUCGAAGCAUUGGAGCAUUUAUGUUACUUGACAGUUUGUCUAUGGAUGAUUGUGAAGUCAGUGGCGUGUUAACUGAUCAAGAGUUACCUUCGUUCAAGAAUUUGAAAAAUUUAUAUAUCAGUGACACUGUUUUUCACAACAACUUUUUUCAAGUGAUUGGGGCUAUGACUUCCCUUGAGGAUAUUUACAUUACAAGUAGUGACAUUAGCGAGACUCUACUUGACCAAGGUACCUUCCCUUGGUGGUGUGUAGCAAACUUGAUUUUCCUUGAAGAAUUAGAUAUCUCCAUUAAUUCCUUUAGUGGGCACAUUCCAAUGGAAAUUGGAGCAUAUCUACCAGUGUUAAAUUCUUUCAACAUUUCUGGAAAUACUUUUGAAGGUUGUAUUCCAUCUUCAUUUGGUGACAUGAAGUCGUUGAAAUAUUUAGAUAUGUCUAAUAAUUUCUUGACUGGAGGAAUACUUGAGGAAUUGGCGGGUUGCAUCUCAUUAGAACACCUAGCAUUGUCAAAUAAUAGUUUGCAAGGUCAGAUAUUCUAG
Pistacia vera is the source of this 1338-nucleotide messenger RNA. RefSeq names its product receptor-like protein 9b. Lineage: Eukaryota; Viridiplantae; Streptophyta; Magnoliopsida; Sapindales; Anacardiaceae. The transcript has 7 exons. Gene Ontology annotation, molecular function: protein binding. Bases 1 to 1338 code for a protein of 445 amino acids. The record is from RefSeq and is a predicted model, not a curated record.